This is a messenger RNA of Adineta steineri, 249 nucleotides long. NCBI's taxonomy places the organism in Eukaryota, Metazoa, Rotifera, Eurotatoria, Adinetida, Adinetidae. The record is from the annotation of a GenBank genome assembly.
AUGCCAAAAGAAAUUAAAGAUAUCAAAGAUUUCUUACUUAUCGCUCGUCGAAAAGAUGCUAAAUCAGUUAUUAUAAAACGUAACCCUGAACGUAAUACACGUCAAGCAAAUACUAAAUUCAAACUUCGAGCUAGUCGAUAUUUAUAUACAUUACUUCUGAAUGAUAAAGAGAAGGCCGAAAAACUCAAACAAUCAUUACCACCUGGCCUUAACGUUAAAGAAGUCAAACCAAAAGCCAAAAGUACAUGA